Molecule: messenger RNA, 13942 nt
Organism: Coregonus sp. 'balchen'
Lineage: Eukaryota; Metazoa; Chordata; Actinopteri; Salmoniformes; Salmonidae
Source: the annotation of a GenBank genome assembly
AUGAGGAAAUGUUGGACGGGCAAGGAGGCAUGGCUGAGUCAAAUUGGAAUCCUGACUAAAGUAGCCUAUUCUGGGAUUGGUAAUAAUCUGAGAAAGAUUUAGGGAGUCCCAUUGCUUUAGGACUUGGUCAGGUGGUUUAAGCAUGUCCCAGUUUAGGUCACCUAGCAGGACAAAUUCAAACUUAGUGUAAGGGACCAGGAGAGAGCAUAGGGCAGGCAGGGUACAGGCCGGUGCUGAUGGUGGACGAUAACACCCAGCAACAGUCAACAAAGAGCUAUUUGAAAGAACAAGCAAGUUCAUAGUCAACAAAGCACACAGGUGUCAUGAGGCAAAUAGCAUAAAGCACAAGAAAAAAAUAUAACGACUUGGGGCUAGCCAUUGUAAGUUCAGAGUCACUCGCCCCAACUGUGCGUGUGUGCUGGAGGUGAGCGAAAGCUCGGGAGAGAGGGGGGAGUGUGGCGGGGGUACCUGUACCAGACAGGGGGAGACAGGCCAGGUCAGAUGGUGAACAGAUCGCCAGGUGGAAUCCAAGCAGCAGUGCAGCAGGCAACGGGAGUAGGUGUCACACCCACUUGGGAGAAGCUUUUUUAGGGAGGCAGAUUUCUUGUAGAAAAUCCCAGCUAGCUAGCUAACGUAGCUAGCAAGUCUCUGUCCACCGUCCAUGGUCCUUUACGACGUCCAAACAAAGUUGUCCUGUGGCUGUUGUAUUUUGUAGAAUGCGAGGAGGAUAUCUUCUGAUGUGAUCAAAGCAACAAUAUUGUUUCUUAUUGCACAGAUGGAGGGGGCUUCAAAGGCCUCUGCAUUGCUGGGCUCAAGGGCUUUGACACCUCUCACUUCACACCUCAGUGCUAAUUUAAGUUGUUAGCCGGAUCUGUGCUGUCCUAGCAAGCUUGGUAGCCUUAACUUAGCAUUCAGUCCUUAUAAAGUAAAGUAUAUCAUUGUAAUGUAUUUUUCUUCUUGCCUUUAAAAGUGGCUUCAGACUAACGUUACUCACUCAGUUCCAGGUUGGAUGGUGUUUUCAGGUUUCUUGCGCUUCUUUUCCUGGUCAUUCAAAUGUGUUUUUUCUCUGCCAAGAAGUUUCCUUUAGUUUGAAAGUUUGUUUCUUAAAUUGUUGUAAUGCAUUCUUUACAGUCAUGUUUUUUUUUCAUCAUAUUUUAAAUAACUUGUAGAAAAUACACUUUAUGCCACUGUCAUAAAGCAUUAUGACCAUCCUGUGUCACUUUUCUUGGACUAAGAAAAUACACUUUAUGACACUGUCAAUAAGCAUUAUGACCAUCAUAAUUACAUAAGCCAGAUAGGCCUAUCACGUACAUGCCCUUAUGUCAGUCAUCAGUCAAAAAGAGGGUGUCUUGUCCUGCUCCUUAAAUCUGCUCCUCCAUUCAUCCCAGUCAUCAGAAAUAGAGCAUUGGGGUAGGUGCAUGUCUGACAUCAAUGUGUGCGUAAUUACAAUUAUAAUUUUAAUAUGGUUAUAUAACAUAAACAUACUGUUGACAAGUAGGCUAUGGUGUAAUGGAAUGUUUUGCCUUGUGUGGUAGGUUUUGUGGGUUUUGACACUGUUAUGUAGGUGUCAUAACCAGCCAUAAAAUAACGCAAUAUAUGUCACAACAGGUGUAAAUAUAUGUGUCAUGACAGUGUUAUGACCAUAUUAUGACAAGUUAUGUCAGCUGUUAUGCCAUAUUAUGACAUGGUUAUGACCGUGUUAUGAUGCUGGGUGUCAAGUAAAGUGUUACCUAAAAGUUAUUACAAAUAGAAAAGUUAUUACAUUUACAGGUGUUAUUACAUUUACCGUUGUUACAGGGGCUAACAUAAGGACGACUCAGAAUAUGCUAUUCUGUUCUUCUGAAAUAGGCUACAUUUUCUUCAUAUCAUAAUGUUUCUUUAGACCUGCCUAAUGUUAAUUAACGGUCAAUGACCGUGAGACCGGCAGUUAUUUGACAGUUACCGGCUGACAAAAUGUCAUGACCCCCACAGCCGUAGUUGUGGUGUGUGUGAGUGUGUGUGUGUCUUUGUGGAGGAGGGGGUGGGUUAUUGUGUGUGUGUGCAUGCAUGCUGGUGAGCCUCUCUCUCUCUCUCUCCUCUCUCUCUCUCUCUCCUCUCGCUCUCUCUCUCUCUCUCUCUUCUUCUCUCAUCCUCUCUCUCAUCCGUCUCAUCUCUCUGCUGACAUCUCUCUCCUCUCUCCUCUCAUCUCCCUCUCUCUCUCUCUCAGAUGAGUUUGUGAUAUCUCCAGUGGAGGGAGAGCUGCGUGUGAGGAGAGACGUGGAGCUGGACAGAGAGACCACACCCUUCUACAACAUCACUGUCAUGGCCAAAGACCUGGGCAACCCACCACGCAGCAGCAUGGUGUGUUCGCACAGAUAUGCACUGAUCCUGCUAACAUGCUCAGACACUUCAAUGAACACAACACACACACACACACACACACACACACUCACACACUCACACACUAAGACCAAGUACCACCCUGUAUUGUGUCUCCUCGAUCUCCCAGGUGGUGGUGGGUGUUCAGGUUCUGGACAUCAAUGACAACGACCCCGUGCUGCUCAACCUGCCCCACAACACCAGUGUGAGCGAGGGGGCGUCCGUCCACACCUCGGUGGCCAGGGUCAGAGCGCGGGAUGUGGACAGUGGACGCAACGCCCUGCUCACCUACAACAUCACCGCCGGAAACCGCGACGGAGCCUUCUACAUCAAUGACACUGUGAGAGGGAGGGAAAGGAGGGGAUGGGAGGCGGACAGAAGGUGUGAGGGAAGAAAAGGAGAGGGAGAGAGGGCGAGAAGGUUAGGAAAAGGAUAGUGGAUAAAGGAAGAAGGGUUACGGAGAGGGAGUAAAGGGGUAGAACAGAUAGAGAGGAGAGGUAGAAAAAUGUAGACAGAGAAAUAGAUAGAAAGUCAUAGAGAGGCAUUGAAAAGGGAAGGAUAUACUGGCGUAAUUGAUGAGUCAUGUCUAUCAUCCUUCUUGUUCUCUCUCUCUCUCUCUCUCUCUCUCUCUCUCUCUCUCUCUCUCUCUCUCUCUCUCUCUCUCUCUCUCUCUCUCUCUCUCUCUCUCUCCCCUCUCUCUGUCUCUCUAUCUCUUGCUCUAUCUCAGACAGGGGUGGUGCAGGUGAACAGGCCUCUGGACAGAGAGAGGGUGGCGGAGUACACACUGGCCAUCACGGUCAAAGACAACCCUGAGAACCCCCGCAUCGCUCGCCGGGUACUGCCACACACACACACAUGCACACACACACACACAUAACCCCCUCUCAGGCCAUAUGCUAUUUACUGGCAAAGUCAAGCCACUGCUUCCUCAGCUGUAAGCUACCAAAACUCUGCAAAACCAUACACUGAUCUUAUCAUUGAUUACCUACAGUGCCUAGUGAAAGUCUACACACCUCUUGCACAGUCUUUAUAAUUAAAUAUAAAAACGGAUUCAAUUCUAUUUUGUUCCUACCGAUCUACUGUACAUAAUCUACUGAACAUUUUCAAAGUGAAAAAAUUAUAGAACAUUUUCCAAAUUAAUAAAAAAAAUUAAAACAGUUAAAAUGUAAUGAUUGCGUAUGUCUUUACACCCCAGAGUAAGUACUUGGUGGAAGCAACUUUGGCAGCCAUUACAGCAGUGAAUCAGUGAAUCAUUUUGAAUAAGAUUCUAACAAAUUGCAACACUUAUGGCAACAUACAUAUAUCCAUUGUUUUUGAAAAAUUGCUCAAGCUCAGUAAAUUUGAUUGGGAGUCAUUGAUGGACAGCAAUAUUCAAACCCUGUCUCAGAUUUUUAAGCAAAUAUACAGUGCAUUCGGAAAGUAUUCAGACCCCUUGACUUUUUUCCACAUUUUGUUACAUUACAGCCUUAUUUUUCACUUCCGUUUUGAGCGCGUCACUUGUCUCCGUGCUACGCUGUUUGGCUAACUGCCAAACCUGGCGGUUUUUACUUUUUCUUUUACCGUUUAAACUAUCUUCAUUUAUCAAAUUUUACCAACGUCUUAGUUAUUUUUAUAUUUUUUACUCGCUCAACUUUUUUCAUUCAACUUUUUCACCCCGGACGCUUUAUCUUGACACGGUUCUACAGGACCUCCACCAGCCGAAGCUAAGUAGUAACAUUAACACUAUGCCAUCUAAUUGCAGUCGCUGUACUCAUAAUAUACAGGAGAACUAUCGCCUUCUGGUGAGGAUAGCCGUGCUGCAAGCACAGCUUCAGACGCAAUAGUUAGGCAAGGGCAAUGUAAGUGUAGGAAAGGAUGAAACAGCGUCUGUGCCACCAGUAAGUACAGAUAGUAGUAUAAAUCCCCUCGCACAGUCCCCGCGGCCGGACAAUUUUCUCAAGGCUUCUGGAAAGAAAUGCUGUCGGCAUGCUCAACCGGUGUCGCUCAUUCAGCCGACAGAAACGUUCAACCGGUUCUCCCCAUUAAUCAACGAGUCGGAGUCAGAGGCCGAGCCUUCUCAAGUCUCUUCUCCACCCGUUACGGGGUCUGAGCCACUGAAGCCUACCACAAUUAGCUCUGAAAACCCUAGUCAUUGGUGACUCCAUUACACGCAAUAUUAGACUUAAAAAUAAUCAUCCAGCGAUCAUACACUGUUUACCAGGGGGCAGGGCUACUGACGUAAAGGCUAACUGGCGAGUGUAGAGAGUAUAGGGAUAUUGUUAUCCACGUCGGCACCAAUGAUGUUAGGAUGAAACAGUCAGAGGUCACCAAGAGCAACAUAGCUUCAGCGUGUAAAUUAGCUAGAAAAAUGUGUCGGCAUCGAGUAAUUGUCUCUGCCCCCUCCCAGUUAGGGCGUCUGAUGAGCUCUACAGCAGAGUCUCACAACUCAAUCGCUGGUUGAAAACUGUUUUCUGCCCCUCCCAAAAGAUAGAAUUCGUAGAUAAUUGGCCCUCUUUCUGGGACUCACCCACAAACAGGACCAAGCCUGGCCUGCCUACUCAAUCACUUUUUAUACCUACUGUUUACAGGCCUCCUGGGCCGUAUAAAGAGUUCCUCACUGAGUUCCCUGAAUUCCUAUCGGACCUUGUAGUCAUGGCAGAUAAUAUAAAUAAAUUUGACUGUAAUAUUCACAUGGAAAAGUCCACAGACCCACUCAAAAAGGCUUUCGGAGCCAUCAUCGACUCAGUGGGUUUUGUCCAACAUGUCUCCGGACCUACUCAUUGCCACAGUCAUACCCUGGAUCUAGUUUUGUCCGGUGGAAUAAAUAUUGUGGAUCUAAAUGUUUUUCCUCAUAACCCUGGACUAUCGGACCACCAAAGAUUCCUAGAGGCCCUUCCAGACUCCCUCCACUUACUCAAGGACGUUGGAGUACAAAAAUCAGUUAACGACCUAACUGAGGAUCUAAAUUUAACCUUGUGUAAUACCCUAGAUGCAGUCGCACCCCUAAAAACAAAAAACAUUUGUCACAAGAAACUAGCUCCCUGGAAUACAGAAAAUACCCAAGCCCUGAAGCAAGCCUCCAGAAAAUUGGAACGGAAAUAGCGCUCCACCAAACUGGAAGUCUUCCUACUAACUUGGAAAGAAAGUACAGAGCAGUAUCGAAGAGCCCUCUUUGCUGCUCGAUCAUCCUAUUUUUCCAACCUAAUUGUGGAGAAUAAGAACAAUCCAACAUUUCUAUUUGAUACUGUCGCAAAGCUAACUAAAAAGCAGCAUUCCCCAAGAGAGGAUGCCUUUCACUUCAGCAGUGAUUCAUGAACUUCUUCGACGAAAAGAUAAUGAUCAUUAGAAAGCAAAUUACAGAAUCUGCGUAUUUCUCCAAAGUUCAGCUGUCCUGAGUCUGCACAAAACUGCCAGGACCUAGGAUCAAUGGAGACACUCAAGUUUUUUAAUCCUAUAUCUCUUGACACAUUCAUGAAAAUAGUAAUGGCCUCUAAACCUUCAAGCUGCAUACUGGACCGUAUUCCAACUAAACUACUGAAAGAGCUACUUCCUGUGCUUGGCCCUCCUAUGUUGAACAAAAUAAAUGGCUCCCUAUCCACUGGAUGUGUACCAAACUCACUAAAAGUGGCAGUAAUAAAGCCUCUCUUGAAAAAGCCUAACCUUGACCCAGAAAAUGUAAAAAACUAUCAGCCUAUAUCGAAUCUCCCAUUCCUCUCAAAACUUUUAGAAAAAGCUUUUGUGCAGCAAAUCACUACCUUCCUAAAAAAUGUAUACAAAAUGCUUCAGUCUGGUUUUAGAUCCCAUCAUAGCACUGAGACCGCACUCGUGAAGGUGGUAAAUGACCUUUAAUGGCGUCAGACCAAGGCUCUGCAUCUGUCCUCGUGCUCCUAGACCUUAGUACUGCUUUUGACACCAUCGAUCACCACAUUCUUUUUGAGAGAUUGAAAACCUUAAUUGGUCUACACGGACAAGUUCUUGCCUGGUUUAGAACUUAUCUGUCGGAAAGAUGUCAGUUUGUCUAUGUGGAUGGUUUGUCCUCUGACAAAGAAAUUGUAUGUUUCGGUGUUCCUCAAGGUUCCAUUUUAGGACCACUAUUGUUUUCACUAUAUGCAGUUGAAGUCGGAAAUUUACAUACACUUAGGUUGGAGUCAUUAAAACUCGUUUUUCAACCACUCCACACAUUUCUUGUUAACAAACUAUAGCUUUGGCAAGUCGGUUAGGACAUCUACUUUGUGCAGGACACAAGUAAUUUUUCCAACAAUUGUUUACAGACAGAUUAUUUCACUUAUAAUUCACUGUAUCACAAUUCCAGUGGGUCAGAAAUGUACAUACACUAUCUUGACGGUGCCAUUUAACAGCUUGGAAAAUUCCAGAAAAUGAUGUCAUGGCUUUAGAAGCUUCUGAUAGGCUAAUUGACAUAAUUUGAGUCAAUUGGAGGUGUACCUGUGGAUGUAUUUCAAGGCCUUCCUUUAAACUCAGUGCCACUUUGCUUGACAUCAUGGGAAAAUGAAAAGAAAUCAGCCAAGACCUCAGAAAAAAAUUGUAGACCUCCACAAGUCUGGUUCAUCCUUGGGAGCAAUUUCCAAACGCCUGAAGGUACCACGUUCAUCUGUACAAACAAUAGUAUGCAAGUAUAAACACCAUGGGACCACGCAGCCGUCAUACCGCUCAGGAAGGAGACGACUUCUGUCUCCUAGAGAUGAACGUACUUUGGUGUGAAAAGUGCAAAUCAAUCCCAGAACAACAGCAAAGGACCUUGUGAAGAUGCUGGAGGAAACAGGUACAAAAGUAUCUAUAUCCACAGUAAAAUGAGUCCUAUAUCGAUAUAAUCUGAAAGGCCGCUCAGCAAGGAAGAAGCCACUGCUCCAAAACCGUCAUAGAAAAGCCAGACUACGGUUUGCAACUGCACAUGGGGACAAAGAUUGUACUUUUUGGAGAAAUGUUCUCUGGUCUGAUGAAACAAAAAUUGAACUGUUUGGCCAUAAUGACCAUCGUUAUGUUUGGAGAAAAAUGGGGGUGGCUUGCAAGCCGAAGAACACCAUCCCAACCAUGAAGCACGGUGGUGGCAGCAUCAUGCUGUGGGGGUGCUUUGCUGCAGGAGGUGACUGAUGCACUUCACAAAAUAGAUGGCAUCAUGAGGAAGGAAAAUGAUGUGGAUAUAUUGAAGCAACAUCUCAAGACAUUAGUCAGGAAGUUAAAGCUUGGUCGCAAAUGGGUCUUCCAAAUGAACAAUGACCCCAAGCAUACUUCCACAGUUGUGGAAAAAUGGCUUAAGGACAACAAAGUCAAGGUAUUGGAGUGGCCAUCACAAAGCCCUGACCUCAAUCCUAAAGGAAAUGUGUGGGCAGAACUGAAAAAGCGUGUGCGAGCAAGGAGGCCUACAAACCUGACUCAGUUACACCAGCUCUGUCAGGAGGAAUGGGCCAAAAUUCACCCAACUUAUUGUGGGAAGCUUGUGGAAGGCUACCCGAAACGUUUGACCCAAGUUAAACAAUUUAAAGGCAAUGGUACCAAAUACUAAUUGAGUGUAUGUAAACUUCUGGCCCACUGGGAAUGUGAUGAAAGAAAUACAAUUUGAAAUAAAUAAUUAUCUCUACUAUUAUUCUGACAUUUCACAUUCUUAAAAUAAAGUGGUGAUCCUAACUGACCUAAGACAGAGGAAUUUUUACUAGGAUUAAAUGUCAGGAAUUGUGAAAAACUGAGUUUAAAUGUAUUAGGCUAAGGUGUAGGUAAACUUCCGACUUCAACUGUACCUACACGUACGCUACGGUCACAAGACGCAGGCCUCCUUAUUGUCCCUAGAAUUUCUAAGCAAACAGCUGGAGGCAGGGCUUUCUCCUAUAGAGCUCAAUUUUUAUGGAAUGGUCUGCUUAUCCAUGUGAGAGACGCAGACUCGGUCUCGACCUUUAAGUCUUUACUGAAGACUCAUCCCUUCAGUAGGUCCUAUGAUUGAGUGUAGUCUGGCCCAGGGUGCGAAGGUGAACGGAAAGGCACUGGAGCGACAAACCGCCCUUGAGGUCUCUGCCUGGCCGGUUCCUGCCUCUCCAUUGGGAUUCUCUGCCUCUGACCCUAUUGCGGGGGCUGAGUCACUGGCUUACUGGUGCUUUCCUUGCCGUCCCUAGGAGGGGUGCAUCACUUGAGUGGGUUGAGUUAUUGACAUGAUCUUCCUGUCCGGUUUGUCGCUCUCUCGGGCUCGUGCAGUGGAGGAGAUCUUCGUGGGCUAUACUCAGCCUUAUUUCAGGGUAGUAGGUUGGUGGUCUGUUGAUAUCCCUCUUGUGGUGUGGGGGCUGUGCUUUGGCAAAGUGGGUGGGGUUAUAUCCUGCCUGGUUGGCUCUGUCUGGGGGUAUCGUCGGACGGGGCAACAGUGUCUCCCGACACCCCCUGUCUCAGCCUCCAGUAUCUAUGCUGCAAUAGUCUAUGUGCCGGGGCGCUAGGGUCAGCCUGUUAUAUCUGGUGUUAUUCUCCUGUCUUAUCUGGUGUCCUGUGUGAAUUUAAGUAUGCUCCCUCUAAUUCUCUCUCUCUCCCUCUCUCCCUCCCCUCCCGGAGGACCUGAGCCGUAGGACCAUGCCUCAGGACUACCUGGCCUGAUGACUCCUUGCUGUCCAGAGUCCACCUGGUCGUGCUGCUGCUCCAGUUUUCAUUCUUCUGCCUGCGGCUGUGGAACCCUGACCUGUUCACCGGACGUGCUACCUUGUCCCAGACCUGCUGUUUUCAACUCUCUCUCUCUACCGCACCUGCUAUUUUAACCUCUAAAUUCCCAGCUAUGAAAAGCCAAGUGACGUUUACUCCUGAUGAACUGACCUGUUGCGACCUCUACAACCACUGUGAUUAUUAUUUGACCCUGCUGGUCAUCUAUGAACGUUUGAACAUCUUGGAGAAAUAUCUGGCCUUAAUGGCCAUGUACUGUCAUAAUCUCCACCCGGCACAGCCAGAACGGGACUGGCCACCCCUCAGGACCUGGUUCCUCUCUAGGUUUCUUCCUAGGUUUCUGCCUUUCUAGGGAGUUUUUCCUGGCCACCGUGCUUCUACAUCUGCAUUGCUUGCUGUUUGGGGUUUUAGGCUGGGUUUCUGUAUAGCACUUUGUGACAUCUGCUGAUGUAAAAAGGGCUUUAUAAAUACAAUUUGAAAUUAAAUUAUUUUUUUCCCCUCAUCAAUCUACACACAAUACCCCAUAAUGACAAAGCGAAAACAAGUUUUUAGACAUUUUUGCAAAUGUAUUAAAAAUAAAAACAAAUAACAAAUACCUUAUUUACAUAAGUAUUCAGACCCUUUGCUAUGAGACUCGAAAUUGAGCUCAGGUGCAUCCUGUUUCCAUUGAUCAUCCUUGAGAUGUUUCUACAACUUGAUUGGACUCCACCUGUGGUAAAUGAAAUUGAUUGAAAAUGAUUUGGAGCUCCAGAGUUCAUCUGGGGAGAUGGGAGAACUUUCCAGAAGGACAACCAUCUCUGCAGCACUCCACCAAUCAGGCCUUUAUGGUAGAGUGGCCAGACAGAAGCCACUCCUCAGUAAAAGGCAUAUGACAGCCCGCUUGGAGUUUGCCAAAAGGCACCUAAAGGACUCUCAGACCAGAGAAACAAGAUUCUCUGGUCUGAUGAAACUAAGAUUGAACUCUUUGGCCUGAAUGCCAAGCGUCAAGUCUGGAGGAAACCAGACACAGCUCAUCACCUGGCCAAUACCAUCCCUACGUUGAAGCAUGGUGGUGGCAGCAUCAUGCUGUGGGGAUGUGUUUCAGUUGCAGGGACUGGGAGACUAGUCAGGAUCAAGGGAAAGAUGAACAGAGCAAAUUACAGAGAGAUCCUUUAUGAAAACCUGCUCCAGAGCGCUCAGGACCUCAGACUGGGGCGAAGGUUCACCUUCCAACAGGACAACGACCCUAAGCACACAGCCAAGACAACGCAGGAGUGGCUUCGGGAGAAGUCUCUGAAUGUCCUUGAGAGGCCCAGCCAGAGUCCAGACUUGAACCCGAUCUAACAUCUCUGGAGAGACCUGAAAAUAGCUGUGCAGCGACGCUCCCCAUCCAACCUGACAGAGCUUGAGCGGAUCUGCAGAGAAGAAUGGGACUCCCCAAACUCCCCAAAUACAGGUGUGCCAAGCUUGUAGUGUCAUACCCAAGAAGACUCGAGGCUGUAAUCUCUGCCGAAGGUGCUUCAACAAAGUACUGAGUAAAGGGUCUGAAUACGUAAAUGUGAUAUUUUUAAUAAAUUAGCUAACAUUUCUAAAAACCUGUUUUUGCUUAAUGGGGUAUUGUGUGUAGAUUGAUGAGGAAUAAAAACAAUUUAAUCCAUUUAAGAAUAAGGCUGUAAUGUAAUAAAUUUGGAAAAGUGAAUGGGUCUGAAUACUUCCCGAAUGCACUGUAAGUAAGGACUGAGACUAGACCACUCAGGAAUCACUUAAUACCUAAUGGAAAGCCAUUCUGGUGUGUCUUUGGCAUUAACAUUUGAGUAAAUGUCCAGCAGAAACAUACAACUCUAUCCCAGGGUUUUCCUAUAAUUCUUUAACUCUGCUUUGGUCCAUUCAUAUUUAUUUUGAUCCUGACAAAUUCCCCAGUCUCUGCUGUUGAUAAGCAUAGCCAUAACAUGAUGCUGCCACCACAAUACUUGAAAAUACAGAGGGUUUCACUCCGUGUUGUGUUGUAUUGGAUUUGACCCAAACCUGUAGUUUUUAGAUUAGGCCAAAAAGUGAAUUUCUUUGCCGUGUUGUCUUGCAGUAUUACUAAACGACCUUCUUGCAAACAAUGCGGAGUGAAUGCAAUGUUGUUGAUCCUCUGUAUUUUCAAGUAUGGAUUUUUUUUAUAUCGCCAAGCUCUACAUAGACACCAUUAUUCAAUGACACUUGACCUUCAAAUAUUGUAUGAAAUUACAGCUAUUUGCUUUUUUAUUGAGAACAUUUCUCACCUUCUUCUCUUCCCUCCCUUCUUCCCUUCCCCAUCCACCCCAUCCCUCCUACCCCAAUCCGUCUCUCUCUCUCUCUCCCUCCCUCCAACCCUCUCUCCAGGACUCAGAACUGCUGGUGAUCACAGUUCUGGAUGAGAAUGACAACAGGCCCAUAUUCACACAGACCAGCUACCAGGCUGAGAUCACUGAGAACUCCCCCGCAGGUACCAACCUCACUGGUGUGUUUGUAUGUCUGUCUGUGUGACUGUUUGUUUAAAUUGAUAAUGUAUAAUUCCUCUGCUACCUCUAUCCCUACCCUGGCACCCACUACCUAUUUCGCUAUUCCUCUCUUUAUCUCUGCUUUCCUCUAUGCUUCCAUCACUCAUGUUUCUCUCUCUUCCCACUCUCUCCCCAAUCUCAAUCUUUCCCUCUUUCAUCAAUCUUUCUUGCUUUUCCCUCUUCAAUUAUUGUAUUUAACUGUCCUCUCCCCUUUUGCCAUCCCACACAUCUUCCUUUCUCCAUCUCCCCCUCUAUAUUCCUCCAUCCUUCUCCGUCUCUCAGGCAGUGCUGUGUUAGUGUUGAAUGGACCAGUGUUGGCUGAGGACAAAGACAUUGGGCCCAACGCUGUGGUCAGGUACCGUCUGCUGGGAACAAGACUGGACCUCUUCACUGUGGACUCUGAUACAGGUCUGACACACACAUGCACAUGCACGCACGCACGCACACACACACACACACACACACACACACACACACACACACACACACACACACACACACACACACACACACACACACACACACACACACACAUAAUGAUCACUCAAUUACACAACUCUAAUACAUGCACACUCAAACACAUACACACACUCUCACUCACAACCCUACACACAUGCAAUGAAUUAUAACAACUUUGAAGUCAGCACCAAUGAACCCAAUGCCUGUACCUCUCCCUUGUUCCCCCCUGCAGGAGUGGUGUGUGUGCGACAGGUGGCGCUGUUGGACCGUGAGACGUUUGUGGAGCCGUGGGUGGAACUGUUCCUGGUGGGGGAGGAUGUGUGGGGGCUCAACAGCAGUGUGCCCCUCACUGUGACCAUCCUGGAUCAGAACGACAACCCUCCUGUCUUCAACCCCCCCAGCCUAACUGUGCACCUUCCUGAGAACAGCCCCACUGGUGAGUGUGUGUUGGUGUGGAUGGGUGUGUGUGUGUGACUCCAUGCAUGCAUUCAUGUGUGUGUAUGUACGUGCAUGCAUGUGUAUGUGUAUGUAUGUGCAUCAUCCCAAGCCACAAAUACAUGCACAAAUACAUCCAUUACUUAUUUUGUUAAAUAAAUGAUAUAUACCCAUUGAUUCUUGAAGAAUAUAACUUAUAAAUGCCUCAGGCUUAGUUCAACUGUCGUACCCCAUCAGAACCCCAAAUCUAAUCUUGUUUUACUUGAUUGUUUGUAAACAAUGUAAUUGUAAACAAACACUGUAUAGCCACAAACUAUAACUUUUAUAUCAUGGAUGGUCAGUCUUUGCAUCCAUAGCACUGUCUAUGAAUUUGAGAGUGGUUACAUUUUUCCAGCCCAAUCCCUCAGCUGUGUACCAAAACAGUGGCGGAGUGACAGCGUUUUAUUGUUUGAACGGCAGAUUGCCCCUUUAAGCCUAGUCCUGGACAGAAAUUCUCCAUUAAACAUAAUUUUUUGUCCAGGACUAGGCUUAAUCUAUGUCUGGGAAACCUGCCCCUUGUGUUCUAUCCUAACCCCUGUGUCCUCUCUCUCUGUUUUAGGUGUGGUGGUGACACAGCUGUCUGCCAGUGACGCUGAUUCGGGCUCUAACGCCUGGCUGCUGUACCGGCUGGAGAGUGGCGCCCAGGACCGCUUCAUAGUCGACUCCCUGUCUGGCGCCGUUCUGGUGGGCAACGUCAUCCUCGACCGUGAGGAGCGCGGCUCCUACCGCCUGGUCAUCUUGGCUACCGACCGCGGCACGCCCUCGUUGUCGGGCACUGGCACCCUGUCGGUCAUCCUGGAUGAUGUCAAUGACUCGCGACCGCGUUUCAUUGAACCCGUGACGACUAUUAACGUAAACGAGUCUACGCCGCCAGGCGUGGUGGUGGCUACGCUUGCCGCCGAGGAUUAUGACCUACGACCCCGGCUGGAAUAUUACAUAAUCUCUGUGGAGGCCAAGGAUGAUGGGAAUAACCCUGUAGAUGGGCUGCAAGAGUCGUUCGGCAUCGAUUUCCACACGGGUUAGUAGUCAACAGACACAAUAGAUCAUGAUUAGCAUUGCAUCUUUACUCAGAUUCUGUGGAUGUUGUGAAAACAUGUGUAUGCAGUAUAAGUAAGUGUGUGUGUAUGUGCGUGCGUGUGUCUCUGUGUGUCUCUGUGUGUCUGUCUGUGCGUGUGUGCGUACAUGUGCAUGUGCAUACAUGUGCACGUGCCUGUUUGUGUGUGUUAAAUGUGUGUGUAUGUGUGUGUGCGUGUGUGUGUGUGCGUGCGUGUGUGUGUUCCCACAGGUGCUGUGUUUGUGCGUAACCCACUCAACAGAGAGCUGGUGGCCACAUUUGAGAUCCUCGUGUCGGUGCAUGACAACGCUAGUGAUGUCAUCGACAUGUCAGUCAGCGUACCUAAUGGUCAGGCUUCAUCUAAAAUCACCCUACUUUUGUUUGUUAUUUUAUCACCUUUUUGUGGCCCCAUAUGUCCCUCAAGAUUCAACAAUUUGUUAAACCAACAGAAGUUGAUAGGAAUUGA